Messenger RNA from Erythranthe guttata (spotted monkey flower), 2334 nucleotides. Lineage: Eukaryota; Viridiplantae; Streptophyta; Magnoliopsida; Lamiales; Phrymaceae. The record is from RefSeq and is a predicted model, not a curated record.
AUGGACAAAAGUUGGAUGACAGCUAGAAAGUUUUCUAGAGAAUAUGUACAGGGCGUUCAAUCAUUUAUGAAGUUUGUGGAUGAACACAUUGGCCAAGAACGUGAGAUUAAGUGUCCUUGUACUUUUUGCUUGAACUCAUAUAUUAGAAGUAAAGAAGAAGUGCUUGAUCAUCUGCUUAUUCGAGGUAUAGAUACUGAAUACACUAGGUGGAUUCAUCAUGGUGAAUUAUUUGAUUAUCAAGUUCCUCGUAGUGAUUCUGAUAAUGGUUCUGUGAAUGAGGAUGACGACCACACAAAUGGAGUGAACGACUUGUUGAACGAUCUUGGAAAUUUUUAUGAAAAUACUCGUCGUUUUGAUAAAGACCAUAACACCAAUGAAAGUGAGGAAAGUGAAGAUAUACCUAUGACGUUUCUUGAGCUAUUACGUAAGGCUGAACAAGAACUUUAUCCAGGUUGCUCAAAGUUCUCAACUUUAUCUUUUAUUGUGCAUUUGCUCCACAUAAAGGUUUAUAAUAAGUGGAGCAAUAAGUCAUUUGACAUGAUGUUAACACUGCUAAAAAAAGCUUUACCUCAUGGUGAAACUCUUCCGAAAUCAUACUAUGAUGCAAAAAAGAUUUUAAAUGACUUGGGUUUGGGAUACACUGCAAUCCAUGCAUGUAAGUAUGAUUGUGCUUUAUUUUGGAAAGAGUAUGAAAAUUAUCAAGAGUGUCCAGUUUGUGGUACUUCUAGAUGGAAAGUUAGUAAUGCUAAGAGAAAGCAAAUUCCUCACAAAAUAUUGCGCUACUUUCCUUUAAAGCCAAGGUUGCAGAGGUUGUUUAUGUCACCGAAGACAGCAGCAGAUAUGAGAUGGCAUUCGGACAAGCGAAUAAAUGAUGAAAAAGAGUUGAAACAUCCAGCAGAUGCAAGAACAUGGAAAGAAUUUGAUCAACAACACCCAUAUUUUUCAAAAGAUGCCCGUAACAUACGACUUGCUUUGGCAACUGAUGGCUUCAAUCCAUUUGGUACUAUGAGUAAUUCUUACAGCAUGUGGCCCGUCAUUAUCAUUCCAUACAACUUGCCGCCUUGGAAAUGCAUGAAGAAGUCAUAUUUCAUGAUGUCAUUGCUCAUUCCUGGACCACAUCAACCAGGUAAAGAUAUUGAUAUAUACCUACAACCAUUAGUUGAUGAAUUAAAAGACUUGUGGAAUGAAGGUGUGCAAACCUAUGAUGCAUUUUCUAAGAAGAAUUUUCAAAUGCAUGCUGCUCUUUUAUGGACAAUUAACGAUUUUCCUGCGUAUGGUUGUGUGUCUGGUUGGAGUACAAAGGGUUAUAUGGCAUGCCUUGUCUGCAAUAAACAUACAUGCUCAAAGGGAUUGAGAAGUAAAAUUUGUUAUAUGGGUCAUCGUCGAUACUUGCCUCGUGGUCAUAAAUGGCGAAAAAAUAAAAUCAAGUUCGACGGAAAAGAAGAAUUAAACAUGGCACCGAAAUACUUCUCUGGAAAUGAUGUAUCUCAACAAACGAUGCAUUUAAAAGGUGUUAAAGGUGGAAAACAUCCCAGUUUAAAGAAAAAAAACAAGCGAGAUAAACAAGAUUUGAAUUGGACUAAGAGGAGCAUUCUUUUUGAAUUGCAUUAUUGGAAGACAAUACUCUUAAGACACAAUCUUGAUGUCAUGCACAUCGAAAAAAAUAUUUGUGAUAAUAUUUUGGGGACGUUGUUGAAUAUGGAUAAGAAGACAAAAGAUACAUAUAAAGCAAGGAAAGAUUUGGAGGAUAUGAAUAUUAGAAAGGAACUGCAUUUAAAAAAAAGAAAUGAUGGGAGGUAUGUUAUACCACCGGCAGCUUAUGCAAUGUCUAAAAAAGAAGGACAACAAUUUUGUGAAUUUGUUAAAGCACAAAAGUUUUCAGAUGGAUAUGCUUCUAAUAUUGCUCGUUGUGUAAAUGUGUUUGAAGCUAAGUUAGUGGGUUUGAAAAGUCAUGAUUGUCAUGUUCUCUUGCAACGGGUACUUCCAUAUGGCAUUCGUGGAUGUUUGAGCAAAGACAUAUACGCUGCAAUACUUGAGUUAGGGGAUUUCUUUCGGAGGUUGUGUUGUAGAAAGUUGAUGGUAGAAGACGUAAAUAAAUUGGAAAAAGAUAUUAUUGAGAUAUUGUGUAAACUUGAAAUGAUUUUUCCACCAGCUUUUUUUGAUGUUAUGGUGCAUUUAGCUAUGCAUCUACCACGUGAAGUUAUGUUAGGUGGCCCAGUUCAAUACCGAUGGAUGUACCCUAUUGAAAGAUAUUUAGGUACAUUAAAGGGUUACGUACGGAAUAAAGCUCGUCCAGAAGGGUCUAUUGCAGAAGCUUAUAUUGUGAAUGUUUGA